Magnolia sinica is the source of this 3171-nucleotide messenger RNA. RefSeq names its product probable inactive receptor kinase At4g23740. The coding region runs from base 899 to 2881 and encodes 660 amino acids. The record is from RefSeq and is a predicted model, not a curated record. The transcript has 2 exons. Gene Ontology annotation, biological process: protein phosphorylation. Gene Ontology annotation, molecular function: ATP binding; protein binding; protein kinase activity. NCBI's taxonomy places the organism in Eukaryota, Viridiplantae, Streptophyta, Magnoliopsida, Magnoliales, Magnoliaceae.
UGCUCAUUUUUUUACUGCUAUCCGUUAGAGAGAGAGAGAGAGCUGCAGAAACCCUAGUUGUGGUUGUUUGAGAGCUUUAAUGGCGAUUUCCUGGCUGUCUGCUGCCAUUUCUAUAAUCUCUCCUGCUUAGAAAUGGUGGAAAUGCCGCCUCUUCUCCGCUUUUCGCUCUCUCCUCACAUGCAAAAUCUUCCUAUUUCUGCGGAGAACUGCUUUUCUUUUCCGUCAUAUCGUGGAAUGAUAUGAUUAUUCAAUUUCUCCGCAUUGGAUGCUGUUUUCGCAAGCAAAAACCGGUCAGAGAAGUCAUUUCUUUUUUCUGUUUAUGAGGAGAGUCAUUCCUACAAAGUAGAAGAAAACGCAUCUUUUUCUUUUCUUUUCUUUUCUUUCAAGCUUUUGGAAACCGCUCGGAAAUGCUGGUUUCGGUGUAUUUUUGCUUGAUUUUGUGUUCAAGAAGUUUCAAAACCGCUUCGGGAUUUGGAAUUCCUGUUUCGUUUUCUGCUCUUAGACGCUUAGAUCUCGGUUUUUGACGAAGGCUUGUGGUAAAGCACUCGAUCUUCGACGAAAAUCGAAGCACACUGCUUCGUCUUUGACUAGAUCUACAAAAGCAAGCCUGUUUUUGAGUUCUUACUGAAUCGCUUGGUUUCGACGAUCUGUAAAAGGUAAAAGGAAAAGGCAAAUUAAAGAAAUGCUCUUCUUUUGACUGAAACAGCCGAUUUAAAGCCUGCCAGCGCGAUCUUUGAGAGAAGUCUCUCUGGAACGGCUCGUCUUUUCAUGAAAAUGCCCCGAAAUCGGUAGUUUUUACCGCCUCUUCUUCGGUUUCGAUUCAAAAUCUCGUGGAUUGAGAGAGAGAGAGAGAGAGAGAGAGAGAGGGAACUCCGUCUCUGCCGCGGAUUUCAGUGAAAUGGAAGCUUCCUUCAUUUUCUCUGCGAUUUUUCUUCUCUUGUCACUUUCGUCGCGAUUGCUUGCCGAUCCGGUCGAAGACAAACAAGCUCUGCUCGAUUUCAUCGUCAAUCUCCCUCACGGCCGCAAUCUCAACUGGAACGAGAACUCCCUUGUCUGCCAUAACUGGACCGGAGUCACCUGCAGCCCUGAUAACUCGCGCGUGGUAGCCGUCCGUUUGCCUGGUGUUGGAUUAAAUGGCAGGAUCCCUCCUAACACUCUCGGCCGUUUAUCGGCGCUCCAAAUCCUGAGCCUUAGAUCCAACGGCCUGACUGGCCCUUUCCCUUCAGAUUUAAGCAGAAUCAAAACCCUGACUCUGCUCUACCUUCAGUUCAACAACUUCUCUGGCCCCCUGCCUCUGGAUUUCUCUGUUUGGAAGAAUCUAACCAUCGUCAAUCUCUCCUUCAACUCCUUCAAUGGAAGCAUCCCUUCGUCGAUCUCGAAUCUCACAAUGCUCACUUCUUUAAGCUUCGCAAACAACUUGCUUUCGGGUGAAAUCCCUGAUUUCAAUCUCCCGAAUUUGCAGCAGUUGGAUUUAGCUAAUAACAGUCUCACUGGCAGCGUGCCGAAGUCUCUCAAGAGGUUCCCUAAUUCGUCAUUUGCUGGUAACAACAAUCUUUCCUUAGUAAUUCCUCCAGUUUCACUUUCACCCACAAAUCCUCCUGUUUCCACACCAUUGCCAAGCCCGAGAAAAACUAGAAAACUUGGGGAAUCGGCAAUACUGGGAAUUAUAGUAGGUGGUUGCGCUGUUGCAUUUCUUGCAUGUGCGGUUUUGCUGAUUGUAUGUUGCUCCAAGAGGAAAUAUGAAAAAGGGGCCUCCGGCAAGUUGCGUAAGGGUGAGAGAUCACCAGAGAAGGUGGUAGCAAGUAGCCAAGAUGAAAAUAAUAGGCUGGUUUUCUUUGAAGGGUGUAGUUAUGCAUUUGAUUUAGAGGAUUUGUUGAGGGCUUCUGCCGAGGUGCUCGGGAAGGGGACGUUUGGGACAGCAUAUAAGGCAGUCUUGGAAGAUGCUACCACAGUGGUGGUGAAGAGGUUGAAGGAGGUGGGUGUUGGAAAGAGGGAGUUUGAGCAGCAGAUGGAAAUUGUGGGGAGAAUUCGGCAUGAGAAUGUUGUUGAGCUAAGGGCGUAUUACUAUUCAAAGGAUGAGAAGCUCAUGGUCUAUGAUUACUACACCCUUGGGAGUGUCUCCUCACUAUUACACGGUAAAAGACGUGAGGACAGGAUCCCACUAGACUGGGACACCCGCCUGAGAAUUGCUCUAGGGACAGCGAGGGGUGUCGCCUACAUCCAUGCAGAGAACUCGGGAAAGCUUGUCCAUGGGAACAUAAAAUCCUCAAACAUCUUCCUCAACUCCCGCCAGUACGGCUGUGUAUCCGAUCUCGGCCUUACAACCCUAAUGAACCCGGCGGCUCCUCUGUCUCGGGCCAUUGGGUACCGGGCCCCAGAAGUGGUUGACACCCGAAAAGCAUCGCAGGCCUCUGAUGUCUACAGCGUCGGUGUCCUACUCCUUGAGCUCCUCACCGGGAAGUCUCCUGUUCAGACCUCUGCAGGGGAAGAGGUGAUGCACUUGGUCCGCUGGGUGCAAUCCGUGGUCCGUGAGGAGUGGACGGCGGAAGUGUUUGAUGUGGAGCUGAUGAGGUAUCCGAACAUAGAGGAGGAGCUCGUGGAGAUGCUGCAGAUAGCUAUGGCUUGCGUGGUGAGGAUGCCAGAGCAGAGGCCGAAGAUGGCAAACAUUGUGAAGAUGAUCGAGGAUGUCAGGCGGGUUGACACUGGGAACCGCCCCUCCUCCGAAGCCAAAUCAGACGAAUCAAGUGGCCAAACACCACGAGUUCGAGCAGGCGAAUCCUCCACCCGACCCAAGAACCGGCCUUCCUCAGAAGUCAAAUCGGAUGUGUCAAGCGGCCAAACACCACCCGUCCUGGCAGGCGAAUCCUCCUCCCCACAAUGAGCCAAUGCUGGUGUAUCUCUCAUGUCUGUAUUUUAUUUUAUUUUUUAAUAUUUUAGUAUGUCGGCCUGUAUGGAUGCUCUAGGCAGCGUCAAUCUUCUUCUUCAUCCUCUGGUGAUUCGUGACAAGGUAUCCUUAUCGGCCGGCACACUAUGGACUGUCAGUCCUGGCAUCGUCUUGAUGCCAUACAAAAUCCGAAGGUUUGAUCUGAUAUCUCAUCCUUGUGAAAUCCGGCAUAUGUAUCAUUGGUAAUUUGUUUUGCUGUUGUUUUUUAUUUUAUUUUAUUUUUUUUC